Acyrthosiphon pisum (pea aphid) is the source of this 2953-nucleotide messenger RNA. RefSeq lists its product as uncharacterized. Gene Ontology annotation, molecular function: protein binding. The record is from RefSeq and is a predicted model, not a curated record. Lineage: Eukaryota; Metazoa; Arthropoda; Insecta; Hemiptera; Aphididae. The coding region runs from base 871 to 2241 and encodes 456 amino acids. The transcript has 6 exons.
UAGCUGAUAAUGUUAACAGAGUCGGCCGUUUUGCAAGUUGCAAUCGUUCGGAUUUUCGGACAUUCUCUGUCUCUAAACGCUUGUAAAAAAACUUAGCAAAAGGCAUAUUAAGCAAAUUUUGUUGCACGUUUUUAAGUGCAUCAUACCUACAUAUUAUUACAAAGUCGAUUCUUAGGGAUGGUUAUUCUUUUAAAUGCGUAGUGAAACUGUGCGGAUAAAUGAAAAUGCAAUAAGAAACUGUUAGUUUUUUUUCUUUUCCCAAAUCCUUGCUCGGUGUGAAAUUUGGUUAGAAAGCUGUCAACUGCCAGCUGAUAUUCUAUCAAAAAGAAAAUGUUAAAUAUGUUGUAUAGAAAACAUUUUGAGAAAAAUAGGCUUCUUAAUGAUUUGGAAUCUAAUACUACAUAAUUGACAACUUAAUAAGAAAAUGGAGCCUUGCAAGUUUUUGAAUACAAAUUAAUAAAUAAUUUAAUAUUUACUGUAUUAUUGGUUUAUGAAUAUAGUAUGGGGUGAAAUAUCAUGAACUAACAGCUUGAGAUCAAAAACUACGAUUACAAUAUCAAUUCUGACUUCUAGAUUGAACGGAUUGUUUAAAUGAAUAUCUUUUUCUUUUUUUGAAAAAAAAAAUAACUAAAAUUUAACUUUAUCAAAAUUAUGUUUUAUUCGGACUGGUCAACAACUAUGAUGGCCAUAUUGUGAUUGUACCUUUUAUAUUGGAUUGAUCGUUGUCGAAACAUCUAGGAUGCAAUCAAUGGCUAUCCAGCGAAAACGCCGAGAGCACGACACUUAUUCUACAUAUUCUUCAUCCGGUUGACAACAGUGCCUAUCACGUUUGGAACGGAGAGCAGCUACGUCGUCGGACCUAACGCGAAAAUGUACGAAUUACCUAGCCUGCGGAAAACGGCGUACUACGCUUGCAACAAGAUCGAGCGUAACAAGUUUGACUUGCUGGAAACACCGGACGUGAAUAUGCGAAGUUGUUGUGAGUCAUUGUUCGAAAUUUUAAAAAUCGACAAAAACCUAAACAAGGGAAAUGGUAGGCGGACCAUGUUCAGCAGAUCACAAUUCCCCGUCGAUGACCUGAGAUUUAAAAACGUAUGCGAAAGAGCGGUGUUGCACGGGCACAUCGAUUGCCUAAAACUUGCACACGAAGUCGGUGUCCCCUGGGACAGUAUGCCGGAAUUUGACGGUGGUACGGCGUGCGACUUAGCUGCACAAUCGGGCAAUCUAGAGUGUCUUAAAUACGCCUCGGAGAACGGAUGUCCAUGGAACGAGGAUACGUGCAGCGGCGCCGCGAGCAACGGUCAAAUGGAGUGUCUGGUUUACGCUCGAGAAAAUGGUUGUCCCUGGGACACUGAGACGUGCAGCGGAGCCGCGUUGAACGGCCACCUGCAGUGUUUGGUUUACGCACGGGCAAACGGCUGUCCCUGGGACGGUGAAACGUGCUCCAACGCCGCGUCAAACGGUCACCUGGAGUGUUUGGUUUACGCUCUAGAGAACGGGUGCCCCUUGUCCUUUGAUGCAUGCUCCAGAGCCGCGGAAAACGGUCAUUUGGACUGUUUGAUUUACGCACGGCAAAACGGAUUCCACUGGGACGAGCUUACGUGCAGCUUUGCCGCGAGCAACGGUCACUUGGACUGUUUGGUCUAUGCACACCGAAGUGGGUGCCCCUGGACCUCUUGGACGUGCAUUAUAGCCGCAUCGAACGGUCACAUGGCAUGUUUGUAUUACGCACGGCAAAAUGGAUGUCCCUGGGACAAGAGGGUGUGCUCCGAAGCCGCAUUGAAUGGCCACCUGCAGUGUUUGGUUUACGCGCGGAAUAACGGCUGCCCCUGGGACAGUAAGACGUGCUCCAACGCUGCGAGAAACGGUCACCUGGAGUGUUUGGUUUACGCACGGCAAAAUAGAUGUCCCUGGGAUAAGAGGGUGUGCUCCGAAGCCGCGUUGAACGGCCACCUGCCGUGUUUGAUUUACGCACAGAAAAACGGUUGUCCCUGGGACGAAGAGACGUGUAGCAAUGCUGCAUAUAACGGUAAGCUAGAGUGCUUGGUUUACGCAAGAGUAAGCGGAUGUCCCUGGGACGAGGAGACAUGUAUCCAAGCCGCAUUUAACGGUCACCUAGAGUGUUUGGCCUAUGCGCGGGAAAAUGCAUGUCCUUGGGACGAAGAGACAUGCAUCUUGGCCGCGAGGAAUAAUAAUCAUCAGGAGUGUUUGGUUUACGUACUGGAAAACAAGUGCCCUUAGGACUAAAACUACGAGACUGACAUGGACUACCAGCUUACACUCGGGAAAACAGGUGCACUUGGGACGAGGAUACGUAUAGCAGCUCUGCGAGCAACGGUCACAUGAAGUGUCUGGUAUAUGCACUAGAGAACAUGUGGCCCUGGGACGCGCUUACCUGCUGCUUGGCCUCGAGGAUCGGUCAUUAGGAGUGUUUGAUUUAUGCAUGGGAAAACAGAUGCCUCGGGGACUAGAACUACAACAAAUUUCUGUUCUAAAACUGUCUAGAGGAAAAAAAUGUUAUAAUUUAAUAUAAAAUUAAUAUGCAUAUUUACUUUAAUAAAUUAAAAUUGUUUAUUUUUCCGUCAAAUAUACUACUCUAUUUCAACAAUAAGUCGCAACAAUUAGCUUUAUUUGCGAUUCGACAAAAUAUUCAAAUUGUUAUAUUUAAUUUAUUUAUUAUAUAAUUUUAAAUUCGUUCGAUUUAAUCAAUUGUGCCAUAUUUUGAAUUUUCAUAAUUAAAUUGACACCAGUUUAAAUUUAAUGUUACCUAUUUGUUGUAUCAGUAAUGAAAAAGUGAUCAAUUUCAAUUGCCUAACAUUUUUUAUAAUUAUUUAGUAAUGAUUACAUAGUCGGUUAAUAAAACUAUUAACUGAGUAAGUAAGUAGUAAGUUGGUAUGUAAUAAAAUAUUUGUAAAAAAUAUUAAUAUUAAACUAAUUAUCUUACAGUCUUCCA